GCUUUCAUUGUGAUCUUUUUAUGACACUGAUAAAAAUAUAAAGAUGUGUGAUUGAAAUUCGUAUAUUUUUUUAUUAAAGCAUUUAUAUUUUGGUAAAGCGUAAAUCUUUUUUGUUCAGCAUCGUAAACUUGUUAAGGGAGCAUCAUGGAGCCGCCCAAACCAUCAGUUCCAAUUCUCUCUACGGCUGGAGCCGUGCCUGUGAAAACCGAAAAAGGUGUGUCUAUGCAAAAAGUGAAAGUCAACAGAUAUGUUACUGGUAAAAGGCCUGACUAUGCCCCGGAUUACAGCAGCGAUGAGGAAAGUGACGAGGAUUUCAUACGCGUCAAGAAGACUUCAUCCAAGGCAGCGCCAGCCAGAGAGGAGGAGGAAGAGGACUCCGAUGAGCAGGUGGACCGCAGGCUGCGCCGCUUGCAGGAGGCACGCAAAAACCGUGCUGACGAUAGUGAUAGUGACAGUAGCGAGGAUGACAGAGUUGCCCGCCACAGACGGCAGGUGAUCGAGCCCGAGAUUAUCGCCGCAGGCUCAGAUUCUGAGGAAGGCCGCGGUCGUCGUCAUGAUGAUGAUGAGAGCAGUGAGGAGGAGGAGCUGGACGAGGAGGAGAUAGAGCAGCGCAGACAGAUGCUACGACAGCGGGCACUGCAGAGGAAACAGGAGGAGGAAGUGUUAGACAUUGAAGAGGAGAAGGCAGGGGAGAGUGAGGAGGACUCCUCCGAGUAUGAAGAGUACUCAGACUCUGAGGAAGAGACGGGGCCCAGACUCAAACCUGUCUUUGUCAGAAAAAAAGACAGAUUUUCUGUACAGGAGAAAGAAAGAAAUGAGACCAAGAUGAAAGAGCUUGAAGUUGAAACAAAGAAAAUGGCAGAAGAACGCAGGAAGCAAACACUGAAGAUGAUAGAAGAUGAGCGUCGUCGUGAGUUAGAGGCAGAGAAGAUCACACAGGAUGCAUGUGACCUGAUUGACAGCGGCGAUGAGAAUGAUGAGGAGGCAUAUGAGGCGUGGAAAGUGCGUGAGCUCCGAAGACUCAAACGAGACAGAGAGGAACGGGAAAAUCUAGAGAAGGAGAGACUGGAGGUGGAGCGGCUCCACAACAUGACGGAGGAGGAGCGCAGGGCUGAGUUCCAGCACAACCCAAAACAGCGCGUCAACAAGGCACCCAAGAGCAAAUACAAGUUCCUGCAAAAGUACUACCACAGAGGAGCUUUCUUCAUGGAUAAAGAUGAUGAAAACUUCAAGAGAGAUUUCUCUGAGCCUACCUUGGAAGACCACUUUGACAAGACAGUCCUGCCCAAAGUUAUGCAGGUUAAAAACUUUGGUCGUUCCGGUCGCACGAAGUACACACAUCUUGUUGACCAGGACACCACUCACUUUGAGUCACCCUGGGUAUCAGAGACCGCCAUGAACGUCAAAUUUCAUUCCCAGAAAGGUGGCGGCAUGAAGCAAAUCUUUGAUAGGCCCAGUCAGAAGAAAAAGAAAUGAAAAUCAUUUGGCAUGAUUAUGUACGUUUUCUUGUGAAAAUAGGCCCAGUCAGAAGGAAAAGAAGUGAACAUUCUAUGACGUGGUUUUGUUCAUUAGAAUGUUUGCAGGUUUCAAGGCACUAGAUCUCUGGUUUGAGGAUUUAUCUGAAUUGAAGUGUAAUGUUUGUGUCAGAGAAAAGAAGUGACAACCUUUACAAUGAUGGUAUAAUUAACUGGUUUGGUCCAUGUUCUAGGAUGAAGGCAGGCCUAUUUCAAAAUGAAGUUAAUUUCUUAAUUUUUUAUUUUUGUUCAGCUAUUUACUUUUGAAUCACUUCUUUGUCAUUGCAUUACUACAAGCAAUAGAUGCUACAAUAAUUGUUUUAGUGAUAAUCUUAUUCUCUUCAAUACUUGAUUUCUUGAUGGUAUUAUCAAUAGAAGGGUGUUCAUGACUAUAUUAAUCGUAAUGCCCUGUAUCAGUAAAUCUGCACAGGCAAUUAAAUUGUUGUUGCUAAUUAUAUUGAAAUAUUUCUUUUGUAGUGAAAAUCCUGCCCAUAUUCUAGAGUAUUUCAGCUUAAAAAAUUCACUGAAUUUCAGAUAUCUGUUCAAAGAUAUGUUAACAGAAAGUCAGAAAUACAUUUUGUUAAUAUUCUUUAUACAACAUACAAAUAUACAGUAUAGCAAAAUAUCUUAAAAUGGUGUAAAAUUGAUGAAUAAGCAAGUUGCAUACUACCACUUAAAUGUUAUGGUUGAUGUUGUUGACAUGUCUAGAAAUAUGUAAAUACAAGCAUGUCUGAAAGACAUAGAAUACGUCUGCUUAUUUUGAUGAUCUUACUGGUUGGACUAAAUACAUGCCUUUAGUAAGGAGUGUUUCCAGUGGGAUCUGGGGUUUUUUACUGCAGACAAUAUUACAUUACUUCAUAUUUAUUGAUUCGUGUACAUUGCAUUCCUUCACAAAUAGAUUAAAUUGUAUUAGAUUAACUGGAAUUACGGAAAGUUAGUAUUUAGCUGUAAAAACAUGCUGCUAAAAAUUGGAAGGAUCAUGGGGCAAUCUUAGUGUGAGUAAUUUAAGGAAUGUCAUGUGAAAAAAAAUUACUGAAUUUUAUUUUUAAUUUUGUGUUAUAAGACCAAUAUUUGUUUUAAUGAAAUGUAGUGUAUACAGAAAUAAAUGAGUACUCCAUGCUGAGAACUGAUCCGGAAGCACUGACUCUUUCUGUAUUGAUAGAAGCCUGGAUUGAGGAGAGCUGGGUAUAGCGGAUAACAAUAAAUCAGUUUGGACUUAUGUUUAUAUAACAUUUGCCAAUGGCAUUUAAAGGUUCUCUGUAUUUCUUAUAGUGAAAGAUUUAGAGCUAAAUACCAUGUAGCCUCUUACUGCACACUGUAUUAUUACUGUCUUAGGUAAAUAACACGUAUAAAUAUCUUUGGAUAUAUGUUAUAUGAGUAAUCAUUUUCAUUUAGCACGUUUCCACUAUGAUUAUUUGUCACAAGACAGUGAUUUUGCCAGAAGUCUAAACAGGCUUCUCCAAAGGGAAGUAAGCCAUGAACCCAUUAACAUUACGCCAACGCAGCAAUGAAAGAACCCUUAUCUGUCAAUGAAAAACAUUGUCUUUGAAGUAUAAUACUUAAGUUGCCACCUAUCACCUGCGUGUGAUCUUCAAAUUAGAAUUUGAAAUGUCUGCGAAGUUCGUCGGGUAUAUGGUUAAAAACGUGAAAUUCUUUUAGAAAUCAUGGGACAUCAUGGAAGUUCAGGAGCUUUGAGAAAUUCAAGAAGGAAAAUUUAAGGGCUUCAUUCCACCUCUUGGGAAUGCAUACCAAAAUAUUCACUUGGUACAAUAUCUCUUGUGAAGAACUUAAUUGCGUUUGACCGUUUGUUGUAAUCAACGGGUCAAAGAGAAAUGAUUCCGUUUAAUUUGUGGCUGUUCAUACUAUUGUUAAUACGAGAAAAAUACAUUAGACGUAUUUUAGUUUAUUGACAUCAACAUGUAAAUUUGCAAUUAUUAAUAUAAAUGUGUUAAGAAGGCCAAACUAUUCGAAAUUCUACUAUAUAAAUACAACUAAAUAAAAGUCAACAGUAUUUUGUACUUCCGUUGAAAUAGAGCUGUACUUAAUUCAAUUUCGAUUUUAUCUUAAAAAAAUCAAUGUUUCAUACAUUCUGUAAUAAAAGGAAAAGCAAAAGUUAA
This is a messenger RNA of Dreissena polymorpha, 3631 nucleotides long. Its product is annotated as microfibrillar-associated protein 1-like. Gene Ontology annotation, cellular component: U2-type spliceosomal complex. Gene Ontology annotation, biological process: mRNA splicing, via spliceosome. Gene Ontology annotation, molecular function: RNA binding. Lineage: Eukaryota; Metazoa; Mollusca; Bivalvia; Myida; Dreissenidae. The transcript is spliced from 10 exons. Bases 145 to 1476 code for a protein of 443 amino acids. The record is from RefSeq and is a predicted model, not a curated record.